This is a messenger RNA of Parascedosporium putredinis, 945 nucleotides long. The record is from the annotation of a GenBank genome assembly. Lineage: Eukaryota; Fungi; Ascomycota; Sordariomycetes; Microascales; Microascaceae.
AUGAAGUACCUCCCAGUUCCCGCUUUCGACACAGUAACGAGUGCACUCAACUUCAAUACGCCAGACUGCAACGUCACGGGCGGAUGCGAUCUCUACACCACCAAAUCGACUGGCUCCGAUAAGAAGCUGUACAAGAAUAUCAACGAUGAUUUAGACUCUCAACACGCCGAGCUCCUGCGCCUCGGGGCUAGCCUCUCUCCACCUCAAAAGGCCGCGAUGAUGGCGACAUCCCCGAGCCUCUUCUCGCAACCCAGCGCCUUUGGACCCCUUUCCGAACUGGCGAACCGGCGCACAUUCGCCUAUCUAAUUGCGACUCUAAACGCCUCUCAUCCCCACUAUGACUUCUCCAACGUUCUGCGGCCAGGCGACUUCAAGCGCGAGCGCAGUCUAAGGCGUAUCAUGGCCAAUCUCGAUUCCAUCCUCCAAAACGUCCGCGGCUGCGGCGACACCCGCAUGAGCAACGUUGUAACCACCGGCCCCGCCGCCGUCUGGAGCCAGCACUGCUGGUCGCUUCUCGACAACGAGAUGCGCCUAGACGAGUGCACAAUCUUCAACUACGAGCCCGACAUCGACCCUUUCGAGGAAGAUGAAAGCGCCAUCUGGUCCGUCCACUACUUCUUCUUCAAUCGGACCCUGAAGCGAGUCGCGUACCUCUACCUCCGCGUGGUGCCAGUCAUCAGCUCGCAAAGCCCGAUGCUGACCCCGCGGGGAUGGCGCGCCGCACCGGCGCCAUGGAUCCCGGCGCAACGAAACGCGCCAGGUUUUGGUUCACACCACAGGAUGCCGCUGUCGCCGAGACAUGGAGAUCUGGUGCCCUUCUCGGAAGAUGAUUAUCUAGACGAUGACGAGUAUGAUCUCAACGACGAUGGCGACACAGAUAUGAACCGAUAUAGUCCCUCCGCUCGCGGCAUGAGCGAGGACAUCGCAGGAAGAAUGGAACUCUGA